This is a messenger RNA of Diceros bicornis minor, 2043 nucleotides long. RefSeq names its product bestrophin 3 (gene BEST3). The coding region runs from base 1 to 2043 and encodes 680 amino acids. The transcript is spliced from 9 exons. NCBI's taxonomy places the organism in Eukaryota, Metazoa, Chordata, Mammalia, Perissodactyla, Rhinocerotidae. Gene Ontology annotation, molecular function: chloride channel activity. The record is from RefSeq and is a predicted model, not a curated record.
AUGACUGUCACUUACUCCAGUAAAGUAGCAAAUGCGACUUUUUUUGGAUUUCAUAGGUUGCUCUGCAAGUGGAGAGGCAGCAUCUACAAACUGCUGUACAGGGAAUUCAUUGUUUUUGCUGUUUUUUACACAGCAAUAAGUGUGGUGUACAGAUUGUUACUUACAGGAGCCCAAAAACGUUACUUUGAAAAAUUAUCAAUUUACUGUGACAGAUAUGCUGAGCAAAUUCCAGUAACCUUUGUGCUUGGGUUUUACGUCACUCUGGUGGUGAACCGCUGGUGGAACCAGUUUGUGAACCUGCCCUGGCCGGACAGGCUGAUGUUCCUCAUCUCCAGCAGCGUCCAUGGGAGGGACGAGCAUGGGCGUCUGCUCAGGAGGACCCUGAUGCGCUACGUCAAUCUCACAUCCCUGCUCAUCUUCCGCUCCGUGAGCACCGCCGUGUACAAGCGGUUUCCGACGAUGGACCAUGUGGUGGAAGCAGGUUUUAUGACAUCAGAUGAAAGAAAAUUAUUCGACCACCUCAAAUCUCCUCAUCUGAAAUACUGGGUUCCGUUCAUCUGGUUUGGAAAUCUCGCAGCUAAAGCCCGGAAGGAAGGUAGAAUCAGAGACAGCAUUGAUCUGCAAUCACUGAUGACUGAAAUGAACCGCUACCGCUCCUGGUGCAGCCUCCUAUUCGGCUACGACUGGGUCGGGAUCCCGCUGGUCUACACCCAGGUCGUCACUCUGGCUGUCUACACCUUCUUCUUUGCAUGCCUGAUCGGACGCCAGUUUUUGGAUCCCACCAGAGGCUAUGCGGGGCACGACUUAGAUCUGUACAUUCCGGUGUUUACUCUCCUACAGUUCUUCUUCUACGCAGGGUGGCUCAAGGUAGCUGAGCAGCUCAUCAACCCUUUUGGAGAAGAUGAUGAUGAUUUUGAAACUAACUGGUGCAUUGACAGAAAUCUGCAGGUCUCUCUUCUAGCUGUGGAUGAGAUGCACAUGAGCCUACCCAAGAUGAAGAGGGACAUUUACUGGGAUGAUUCUGCUGCUCGGCCACCGUACACACUGGCAGCUGCCGACUACUGCAUACCUUCGUUUCUGGGGUCCACAAUCCAAAUGGGGUUGAACGGGUCCGACUUUCCCAGCGAGGAGUGGCUCUGGGAUUACGAGGAGCCCAGCCAUCGCCGCUCUGUGAUUAGGAGAGUCAAGCGGUUCCUGAGUGCCCACGAGCACCCCCCCAGCCCCCGGAGGAGACACUGGGGGAGGCAGGCCAGUGACAGCUCCAUGUUCCUCCCCCCCAGCGACCUCAGCCCAACCAGGGAUCUGCUAGACGUGCUCUCCGGGAGCCCCCACCGCGCCUCGGCCGCCCGGAAGAAGUCGUGCUCCCCAGAGGGGAGCCCCAAGCUGUUCUGCAGCCCAGGGGCGCUGCCCACCAUCAGAGAGACCAGCCGGACCAGCACCUCACAGAGCCUGACCCCGCAGGCCAGUGUGAGGGCCUCCCCCAGCAAGAUGCCCCCCGCCCCCGACGUCCCGCUCACAGCGCCAGGGCCCAGGGCAGAGGGCCACCACCGGGACUCCACUGCCUCCAUCCAGAGCGCCGGCUUUACCGGGCUGCAGCCAAGCGGGCCUGGGCCGCGGGAGGAGCCCCUGGGACUGAGCCUGUCCCCCUCAGAGAAGGGGACACCUCCUGCAGGCCACAGUCCCCAGACUGUCUCAGCCAAGUCUGAGAGAAACGUCCCCAGGUUGGCCUCUCAGGAAGCCCCUGAUGAGAAUGACCAGAUCCUGAAAAGGUGGAGCUUCCCGGGGAGCCUGGAGUCCGGGCGCACCUCCAUGGCGGGUCGCAGGCCAGACCCCGAGAGCCCUGAGCCGGCUCUUCUGAUUGACACGGAAACGUCCUCAGAGACCAGUGGGGUCAACGUGGCGGCUGGCCCUCAGCUGUCUCCUGACGUGCUGUAUUUAGUGGAAAACCUGGACACCAAGGAAACAGACAUCAUAGAAUUUAACAAUGAGCAGACGGAGGAAUCACCCAAAGGAAUGCCGGGAAGUUCCAGGACCUGGUUCUAG